UCAAGGCGACUGAACCCAAGAGCGAUGGCAGGCUGGACAGGUGUCCGCCUGUCUCACUGCCCACCCUUCUUGAUCAGUUUUGUCACCCAAACUGUCACAAACAAGGGGGUGUGGGCUGUCACGUGGCCAGCCUGAGUAACCACAUUCUCACUUCCUUCUUUCACACACUGCUGUUGGGGGUUGGUGAAUCUGGGCCACGCAGGGGGCUGGGGUGCCACACAGUGGCCCGGCAGUGUGAGCGGGGGGCCGGGUCACAGAAGCAGAGUCACUUGUGGGCCCACGAGGCUGCUGUCUCCUGCUCCACUGAGCACGGUGCCAUGCUUCCACAGCUCCUGGUGCUGCUGGCCUUGCUGGGCCCGGGGAGCAGCCUCCCGCUGGGGAGCCCCUGGAGGGAUGGAGCCAAGGCGGCCCUGGGUGCCGUACCUGUGCGGACCCGGAGACAGGUGACCCUGGAUGAGGAACUGGAUGAAGAUUACCACUUGGAAGGCACAGACCCACCAGAAAUGCUGGACAGCCACACCAGAGUGUUGGGAGCAGACACUGAGCCUCUGCCUGCCAUGACCACACCGGGGCAAAGGGCCUCCACAGGCCCUGGAACCACUGAGCCAGCCACUGUGGACAUGGCCACUGGGGGGUCUGUGGGGCCCCCUGCAGGACAUGGUGCAGCAGGGACAUGGGGAAGGCCAGUCUCAGGGGACUUGGCCACAGAAUUGACUACUGUGAUCAUUUCCACCAUGGCAGCUCCAUCCACAGUUUCUGCACAACCAGCAGCAACAGAAGCAAAGGCCACACAACCGGCAGCCACAGAGGCAGAGACCACACAACCGGCAGCCACGGAGGCAGAGACCACACAGCCGGCAGCCACGGAGGCAGAGACCACACAACCGGCAGCCACGGAGGCAGAGACCACACAACCGGCAGCCACGGAGGCAAAUGCCACAUGGCGAGCAGCCACGGAGGGCCUGGCCAUGAAGCCCACACUCAUGGAGGCUAUGUUUGUAAAAGCCCAGUCCACAGAGCCCACUGCCACAGUGGCCCGAUCCACAGAGCCAGUCACCACAAAGUCUCAGUCCAUAAAACCCCCUGCCACCAUCGCCGUGGUCUUCGAGGAGAAAGGCGUUGCCCAGAACACCCCAGAACCCACCAGCCACUUGCCUGGCAGGGACCAGAAAGCUGGGCAGGUGGUGCCCCCUGUGAGCUCUGUGGCCCCCAGCCCCACGGGGGCCGCAGAGCGCAUCCCUGUGCGGCAGUGCCUGCUGGCCAUCCUCAUCCUGGCCCUCGUAGCCACCAUCUUCCUCGUGUGCACCGUGGUGCUGGCGGUCCGCCUCUCCCGCCGGAGCCACAUGUACCCCGUGCGCAAUUAUUCCCCCACCGAGAUGGUGUGCAUCUCGUCCCUGCUGCCCGAUGCGGGCGAGGUGGGCCCUGCCGUGGCCAACGGGGGCCUGCCCAAGAGCCAGCGCCUGAUGCCGGAGCCCCUCGAGGACCAUGACGGUGAUGACCUCACCCUGCACAGCUUCCUCCCGUAGUUCCCUGCCCGUCAGCCUGAGGGCGCCCUCGG
This is a messenger RNA of Perognathus longimembris pacificus (Pacific pocket mouse), 1558 nucleotides long. It is a transcript of the gene Selplg, whose product is annotated as selectin P ligand. The record is from RefSeq and is a predicted model, not a curated record. The transcript is spliced from 2 exons. Gene Ontology annotation, biological process: hemopoiesis; leukocyte tethering or rolling. Bases 318 to 1526 code for a protein of 402 amino acids. Lineage: Eukaryota; Metazoa; Chordata; Mammalia; Rodentia; Heteromyidae. Gene Ontology annotation, cellular component: plasma membrane.